Caenorhabditis elegans is the source of this 1293-nucleotide messenger RNA. RefSeq names its product Protein kinase domain-containing protein (gene Y111B2A.1). The record is from RefSeq and is marked reviewed. The transcript is spliced from 6 exons. NCBI's taxonomy places the organism in Eukaryota, Metazoa, Nematoda, Chromadorea, Rhabditida, Rhabditidae. Gene Ontology annotation, molecular function: protein kinase activity; kinase activity; protein serine/threonine kinase activity. Bases 7 to 1164 code for a protein of 385 amino acids.
UUUCAGAUGAAACGUGCGAGCACCUGUCUCCAACACCACUCCUUACCGGCUAAAAAAGCCUAUUCAAGCUGUGGUGAGAAGCUCGAAUUCAGACGAUUUGUCGACUUUCAUGGCACAACUGACAAAUCAUUUCGCACGAAUUGGGGAACCGAUCUUGAAAAUGUGUCGGUUCUUGGCGAAGGAGUUUUUGGCACAGUUUUUGAGGUUGCUGAUGCUGAGAAGAAGAAGAAAUUUGCGCUGAAGCUCUUCAAAGCAGGACACACACAGUUUGGAUGCGAAGACUGGGUUCGCGAAAGUGAGAUAAUGAAAUCUGUCGCCGCUGCUCACCACCCGAAUUUGAUCAAACUCGUGAAAAGUGGAAAAAUGGCUUCAGUUCCAGAAGGAUAUCUCCGAAUUGCUAUUCUGAUGGAAUUGAGAGGAAAAUCGUUAUUCAGCGUUAUGGAUUCAACAAAGUCGGAGGUGCCGAACAAGGAAAUCUCGUUCCCAAUUGCAACGAUUCGAGAAAUUGGAGCACAGAUUUUGUCCGCUAUGAAGAAGCUGGAAAAAAUGGAAAUUGUGCAUUUGGAUUUAAAGCCAGAGAAUAUCUGCUUCACUUCCACGUGUACCUUCACCACGGAAAUUAGGAAAGAUGUGUGCUAUAUUUCACCUAGCGAGGAGCUCAAUGUGUGUAUUAUCGAUUUCGGAAAUGCUCGAAAGAGCAACCAGGAGGAUUUGAAAUCAUCGGAAGUUGUGCAGACACAAAACUACAGAGCACCGGAGAUCUUCAUGGGACUCCCUUUUUCGACGAGAUCCGAUGUCUGGUCAUUCGGAUGUAUUCUCAGUGAAUUGUACACUGGAGAAUUGCUUUUCUACGGAAAUGACGAGCACGAUACGGAGCAGCUUCAGUUUGAGCUGAUGCAAUUGAUUCUUCAACAAGCUCCGUCUUAUUUAAUGAUGAGAAAAGCAGCUGAAAACAAGAAAAAAAUGAUUUGCAUCGAUGGCAAUGUCUACAUGAAGAAGAGAGCAAAAUCCUCAUUCGACCCGCCACUACCCCUUUAUAAGCAACGCCGCCGAAAUGAUCGUGCCGCCAUCCCACUCUUCGAGCUUCUCGAGCGAAUUCUCAUCUUCGACCCAACAAGGCGUCUCACAUUUUCUGAAAUUUCUUCGGAAACUUUUUUCAAAUAAUCAUCAUAUAAUUAAUUAAAUUCUGUAUUGCCCACCAUGCUUUGUGAAUAUUUAGUAGUUUUCUGUUUUUUUUUUGUUGUUUUUUGUUCUUCAUUUCUGAUUUUUUCGAAUAAAUUUCAUUUUUGUUAA